CAAAAAUGGCGUUAGAAGAGGAGGCCCAGAUUUGUAGGCUUUGCGGGCAGUGCGAGAGCAUCUACAUUGAUGUCUUCGGGGAAGAGGGAACAAAGCGAUAUCUGAGCCUAAAAAUCCAUACGAAAGUCAAUAUUUUGCUCACCACCAACGAUCAAAACCGGUGCCGAAUUGAUCAACAGUUAUUCCCUACACGAGGUGUUCUGCGAUUCCAUUACUCACUAUUAUCCCGUAUUCCGAUUCUUUGGACUUGACAUGUCAUGUGACAAACGGUAUUCUGUACUGAGUGAGGGUCUCUUUUAUGAGGAAUGCCGCUGAGUUCUCACGUGUAUCUAGAAAGCUUAUUGGACAAUGGAGUAGAAAUCAUUCUUUUCUCAGAGCGUCGUAGUUCACAAGUUUGAUACAACUUGUGUGAUUACUAUGUGCAAAUUGCUGGUGAAAUUGCAGGUUGAAAUAUUGCAAUUCCAGAUGUUCAGAUAGAUGAGAGGGACCCGCUGCCCAAGGCGAUCUGCGUACAGUGCCUGGGCAAGCUGGAAUUCGUUUGCGAUUUUCAGGAGGAAUGCCUUCGCACCCAACAACUGUUGCGCGAUCGUUUCAAUUGGCCAUCUCCCAGUGACAUUAUCACGCAAGAUGAUGGCCUAUCGAGGAAGAUAUGCAUGCGAUGCAUAGGCACACUCGAAUUUGUAACUGAUUUUCAUAACAAGUGCCACCAGACACAACACCAACUUUUGACAGCUAAGGAGCAUUCUCGAAAAAUUGCCAAUGUUGACAUUACUGCAGAGUCCGACAAAGAGAACACUUUGCCAGCUGACCCACUCAUGCAGAUUGGGCAUAAGACAACGGUGAUCACUGAUUCUACCGCAAGAGCGAUCGAUUCCGCAGAGUACGAUACCUCCGGCUGUUUCCGCGAUUGCCACGGGGUCGCGAAGUAUGAAACUAUCUGGACAGAAAGUAGAAGUAACAAACGAAAAAAAUCUGAAUCAGUUAUCGGUGUAUUGGAGCCAAAAAGCCUGCGCGGUAAAGAAGCUACUCUAAGUUCGGAAUAUAAUAAUACUAUACUGCCGAAGCACAAGCUCCGAGAAACAAGGGCCCAAAAAGAGAGCGUGGAUGGAUACGAACAUUCAGAAGUCCCCGUCAGUUGUAUUCAAACGAGGAAACAAGUACCAAAAAAAAUCGAGAGAUCUAGAAGUAAUUGCAAGAAAGCACCUCCAUCCAACUCACGAGAAACCAAAGUUGGCAACAGGAUUGUGACUGAUAAUUUUGACGACGAGUUUAAUAUGAAAACAGCACCUAUGUACGCUAAGAAAACGGUGCUCGCACCAUUAGAAAAUGUUCUUGCGCCAAUUUCGAGAGAAUUAAGUCAAGAUUUCAACAAUCAACCGACUACCGAGAAUCUACAGCCAAAUGGGAACGUCAACAAAAUGCAAGUCAAGGAGAGCCAGGUAUUCGAGGAAUGGUUAGAAAACAAGCCUGUUGGCAAGGGCUUGAAUAUUAUACGCGCAUCACAAGGUUACCUCGAAACGACAACGGCAUCGCAGCACCUGAUUUCAUUUUCCAAAAAAUUGAUCAAAAGCGUUGAACUGAAUGGUGGACAUUUUCACGAACGACGAAAGAAAUCUGAAGAUCAAUUUGGAAAGUUAUCCGAACUAAUAACUCACGAACAAAAAAAAGUCAUUGAAACUUUAUAUACAAUAAACAUGGAUGUGGUUGAUAAUGCAGAAGUAUACCGAAAUAUAACCAUUUUGAAUAAAUUAAAAUUCAAUUGUAAACUAUGCGGAAAAACUUACGUGAGAAUGGACAAAUGCCAGGUUCAUGUAUGGGGUCAUUUGAACAUGAAGCCAUUUAGCUGCAAAUUGUGUGACUUUGUUACCCUCACAAUAAGUAACAUUCGAUGUCACAUUAGAAAACGCCACUUGAAGAUUAAACCGUUCCAAUGCAAUCUUUGCGAAAAGACUUACGCAACCGCAGUGCUGCUGAAGGAACACAUAAACUCUCAUACUGGUGCAAAGCCCUACUUAUGCAAACUUUGUGACUUUGCCACAGCCAACAGGCAGGUUCUCAGUUAUCACAGAACCACCCACAAACCCGCGAAAGACAUCUCGUGCGAGAUGUGCGACAAAAAAUUCUUCUCAAAUUGCAGAAUGCGGGCGCACAUGAUUACCCACAACAAAGAUAAAGCACUGAAAUGCAAACUUUGCUCUACAUAUUUGUGUAAUGCCGAGGCACUAGAGAUGCAUUGCCAGAAAGUUCACGCGCGCGAGUACAUCUGCAAUAUUUGCGGGCUACGGACUAGAACGAAAAAAGCUCUGACAAACCACGAAAAUGUACAUUCAGCAGCCAAGUACAGAUGUCACCUCUGUUCCAAUGUAUACAAAAGCCGACAUAUGUUGAAGGAGCACCUUCUCAAGCACCAAGGGAUCCGAAAGUACAAGUGUCAAUUAUGUCAGAAGUCCUUUGCCCAGCAGUCCCACAUCGCCGCACACAUGAGCGUGCACAUGGGGAAAAGAUACCCGUGUCCUGGUUGCAAGAAACUAUUCAAUAGACGAGACAACAUGAGGAUGCAUACGAAACGUUGUGUACUUCUCAAGUCUGAUCCAGAUUUCAAGAAUAUUUUUCCUGACCAAAGCCCGACCCAUCCGAUUGUAGAGGACAAUCGAUUGGCUGCAGUAAUCGACACUGAUACCUCUGGCACGCCGAGACCAACAAAAUCGAUGGAGAAUCCAAAGCCCGAUACAGAGAAAAAAGAGACCGGGUCAGGCUUAAACACGACCGAUUUGUUGUGAAGUAGGACUAGUGAUUCACAAGAGUUGAAGGAAGAUUUUUGGCAUGCGGAUUAUUUCGUUCAAUUCAAAAACGAUGUUAAUGGAAUUCUUCGAUUUGUAGGAGUGCAAAAUACCUAUCCCCACUCUCUAAUCCCAUUGCGAGAAAUCUUCACAGUGAAGGUAAUAUGGCUAUUACCGCGCAUACAUCUAGACCCGAAUGUUUGUAGUUUCUUUACGCCUGGUUAGCGCCCUCCGCCACCGAUUUUAUUUUUCGUCGAUCACAACUUUUAUCAUCACAGUCGAUCAAACAUCGUAAAGUUAAAGAUGCUCGCACCUUUCAACGAUUAACGACGUUGCAUGAUUUUGGUGGCAAUUUUCAAGGCCGCAGGUUUUCAGGCGUACAUAUCAUUGUACAUAUACAUAUACAUGUAGUUGUAAUUGGAUGUCAAGUAUUGAUACCCAAGCAUUUGUUGUACCUUGCAACCUCUUGCAUGUAAAUUUUGCCGGAAAUUUACGACGAGUAAGCGAGUAACUGAAAGACUGAUUUAUCUUGAAAUUGUAAUAUGGAGUUCCUAAAAUAAAGUCGGUUUCUGUUUUUAAAAAAAAAAA
This is a messenger RNA of Athalia rosae (coleseed sawfly), 3368 nucleotides long. Its product is annotated as zinc finger protein 846-like. Gene Ontology annotation, cellular component: nucleus. The coding region runs from base 654 to 2780 and encodes 708 amino acids. Gene Ontology annotation, biological process: regulation of transcription by RNA polymerase II. Gene Ontology annotation, molecular function: RNA polymerase II cis-regulatory region sequence-specific DNA binding; zinc ion binding; DNA-binding transcription factor activity, RNA polymerase II-specific. Lineage: Eukaryota; Metazoa; Arthropoda; Insecta; Hymenoptera; Athaliidae. The record is from RefSeq and is a predicted model, not a curated record. The transcript has 10 exons.